Pelagomonas calceolata is the source of this 657-nucleotide messenger RNA. The record is from the annotation of a GenBank genome assembly. Lineage: Eukaryota; Pelagophyceae; Pelagomonadales; Pelagomonadaceae.
GAGUGAACGAGGCAAUUGUGGUCACAAUUGAUCAGUGUGAGCUUCAAAGGGACUCUACGCAGUAGUGCCAUCAAUUUUGGCCACGCCGCACCACCGCUGGCUCGCCGCAGCGAUCACACUACAGCUGCCAAAAAGUGCACCGCCUCAGCGCCGUCGACGCACGGCGCAGUAAUCAGGCGUCGCCGCACGGCACCAGCGUCGACCGCAGUAAUAAGGCGUCGCAGCGACCGCAACGAUGACAAGCCCCGCCACGAGCCCCAAAGACGACCACCACUGUUUUUAUGCCACGUUGGAUCAACAGAGCGCUCAGACAUAUGCACGAUCAAAAACACCAUAUUGCGACACGGUACUGCUCACUUCCGUGCGGUCCAUCUGGAUGCCGAAGAUGUCCUGCUGGCUGCUGUGCGUGGCGGUCGGCCUCUGGGCGACGACGUGCCCCGCGCCGACGGUGGUGCAGGCGUUGCUGAGCGCGGGCGGCGCCGUCGGCGGCCUGACCGUCGGCCGGCGCUGCGAGGACGACUGGUACGGCCUGCCCCAGGACGUCGCGAACGAUAGGGCCGCGUUCGCCUUCUCGAUUAACUUCGUCGGCGCGCUCGUCGCGGUCGGCGCGACGCUCUGCGUCCAGUUUCUCUCGGGCUUCGACUACGGCUAAGGGUC